ACACUGGUCGGGAUGGCUGAGUUUGAGUGGCCGUGGCAGUACAGUUUUCCUCCCUUCUUUACUCUGCAGCCGAAUGCAGAUGUGCGGCGGACUCAGCUUGACUCUUGGUGUGCUCUGGUCGUGAGCUGGGGCAAGAGCAACAGUGUCAGUCAGAUUGAUGUAACAGAGGCAUCCUCACUACCUGUGUUUAAAAACAAUGCUAUCAGCCGUGCCUUGCCAGUAGAUGGUAUAAAAGUUGUGUUAGAUGAGCUGGCUAAACGUGGGAACCUCGAGUGGACGGACAAGACUAGACGGAGAGGUUAUCUGCUGUGGAGAAGUCCAAGUGAGUGGGGUCAGCAGAUCUAUAGUUGGGCACAGUCUACCAGCCGCAUCAAUAACGUGUGUACGCUGUAUGAGAUCAACCAGGGUGACGAGUCUGCCGACCAAGAAUUUCAUGGUUUGGAUGGAGACAUUCUUCUUAAAGCCCUUAAAACAUUAGAAGUGACCGGCAAGGCUGAGUUGAUGGAUUUUGGUGAUAAUCAGGGAAUCAAGUUUCUUUAGAGUGCCUUUGUUGUUGUCAUCAUAGGUGUAGAAUUAGCUCAUCAUUUUCACAUAUUAUUGUAUGGUGAUCUUAUGACAUUUUGGCCUUGGGUACAGAGGAAGUAUUAGAAUUUCAGUUAACUGUGUCGUGGAUUACUUCAGUUGGUGACAAGGUAAACAAAAGUACAGAAUUUGAUUUUUAUAUUUAUUGUGUUAUGAUUCUCUUAGCUGAUACCUUUUGUGGUAGUAUUUGUGUUUCUUGAUUAUCACACCAAGCCUUCUACUACAUUACCUAACUUAACAAACAGAAGAACAUUAUCCCGAGAGCAGGGAGUCACCGGUUAAUGCCAGGACAGAGAGGUCACUGUAUAUACCCUGUAGAACAAAACUGCUGGGUUGUGUGUAUACCUGUACCUGUAGCCAUGAAAAAAGUCCUGUCAGUCUUCCAUCCCAUCCAUGACUCUUAAGACUCAUGAACCCGUGAAUCCGAGACAUCACACAGAGUGCCAUCGACGGGCCCAAUACUGUGUCACGUCUCGGAUUCACAGGUUCAUGGAAGUAACGGAGGUUUGACGGGACUUUUCCAUGACUUUACAUAUAAAUCUGAUUACUAUUUCUUGUAUACAAAACAGAUAGCCAACAUAAAUUAAUUUCUAAAACACUUUGGCUAUUUUUUGUCAUUAUAUAAAGGUUUGUCAAAGAUCCAUCAAUUACACAUAAAACAGUUCUUGGUAAGGUAUGGUAGUGAUGGAAGCACAACUAGCAGAUGGAGCUUUAUUCUUGAUGUUUUAGUACAAGACUUUAUUAAACAUCGGGAAUAAAGUUCCAUCACUUAGGCGUGUUUCCUUCACUACCAUACUAAAAACUACUGCAGUAUGUCCACAAUUAACAAUGUUUAAUUCUAGGUAAAUUCUACAUAUUGAUGAAACUGUUAAAUACAAGAAGUAGUUAUAUUCAGAUAGUUUGAAGAGAAUCGGUGAAGUUGACCAAAGAAAUGGGGAAGAAUUACGAGUCAUUCACUUGUUUGGGGCAGAAGGAAGUAAGUUUUGGUGUACACUAUAUAUAACAGCCUUAUGAGGAGAGCUGCAGUAGGUGUUAUUGGAGCCAGGGGUGGUGAUGGUCAUAUGGAGACACUGUAAUUCUACCUGCUGGCUGUCACCUGCUUCUACUUUAUUACUGGUAGGGUUACUGCUUUCCUAGUGUGAUGACAAAACACUUUGGUUGAAAUUUAUUUAGAUUAAAUAAUUUUCAGUAAAACAAGCAUUUUAUAUUUAAUUAAUCAUGUAUUUAAGGAAUGAAGUUAAGGAAAAGUAAAUUUAGUAGUCCAGAGCCUCAUGAGUUUCUGACCUCUGGGAAUUAUGUUAAAAUGAAUACUUUGUUGAUUAUGUCAAGUCCGCUACAAUAAAAACUAUUUUAUACAAUA
Homarus americanus (American lobster) is the source of this 1942-nucleotide messenger RNA. RefSeq names its product vacuolar protein-sorting-associated protein 25-like (gene Vps25). The coding region runs from base 13 to 540 and encodes 175 amino acids. The transcript has 5 exons. Gene Ontology annotation, molecular function: protein homodimerization activity; structural molecule activity. Gene Ontology annotation, biological process: protein transport to vacuole involved in ubiquitin-dependent protein catabolic process via the multivesicular body sorting pathway. Lineage: Eukaryota; Metazoa; Arthropoda; Malacostraca; Decapoda; Nephropidae. The record is from RefSeq and is a predicted model, not a curated record. Gene Ontology annotation, cellular component: ESCRT II complex.